UGCUUAUGUGGUGAUGGCUCAUCAAGCACUCUGGCAGAACAUAUUGUAUUUUCACACGACCUUCUGUGUGGAAGCUGAAGAACUUAGCCAUGUUCUCUUGCCCCACCGGGAAUGGCGGUCUCUGCUAAAACCCCAUCCAACCCUCUACUUACCACAUGCUUCUUUCCCCUCCCCUUCAAAUUUCAGAGACCUACAAUCCUCAACCUCUAUGCCAAUCGAAUCAAAUCCCAUAUCGCUCUCAAAAACGCCAAAGAGCUCCACGCUCUCACCCCAAACUCGAUAUCAAACCCCACGUCUGAUCUGAACACCGAAAUUAGCCGUCUUUGCCUCAACGGGGAUCUUGUGGAGGCAUUGCAACUCCUGAACGCAACAGGAAAAGCUGCUUUAGAAGAGGACACCUACAUCGCACUCAUACGGCUGUGUGAAUGGCGGAGAGCAGCUCCAGAAGGCUCCCAAAUUUACUUCCAUAUCUCUUCUUCAAAUACUCCUUUGAGCCUUCGACUUGGAAAUGCGUUGUUAAGCUUGUUCGUUAGGGUUCAUGAACUCCUUGUUGCUUGGACAGUGUUCGGAAAAAUGGUUGAAAGAGAUGUUUUUUCUUGGAAUAUAAUAUUGGGCGGGUAUGCAAAGGCGGGUUUCUUUGAUGAAGCUUUGAAUUUGUAUUACAGAAUGCUGUGGGUUGGGGUCAGGCCUGAUCUAUAUACUUUUCCCUGUGUACUGAGGACCUGCGGUGGUGUUCCAGAUUUGGUUAGAGGGAAAGAGAUUCAUGCUCAUGUGAUUAGGUUUGGUUUUGGCUCAGAAGUCGAUGUUUUAAAUGCUUUAAUAACCAUGUAUGCCAAGUGUGGUUAUUUUGAUCAUGCUCGUAAAGUGUUUGAUGAUAUGCCUGUCAGAGAUUGCAUUUCUUGGAAUGCUAUGAUAUCCGGGUAUUUUGAGAAUGGUGAACAUUUGGAAGGUUUGAAUCUGUUUUUGAUGAUGCGAGAUCUUUCUGUGGAGCCGGAUCUGAUGACGAUGACGAGCGUAAUUUCUGGUUAUGGGUUCCUUUCUGAUAAAAAACCAGGGAGGGAGAUGCAUGGAUAUGCUAUAAAGAAGGGUUUCGGCGUCGACAUCUCGUUUUUCAAUUCACUAAUUCAGAUGUACUCAAAUUUCGGAAGCUUGAUGGAAGCUCAAAAACUAUUCUUGAGGAUGACUUCUAAGGAUGUGGUUUCCUGGACCGCCAUGAUUUCCGGUUUUGAGAAGAAUAGAUCCCCAGAAAUGGCUUUAUAUAUGUUUGAACAGAUGAAGGCAGAGAAUGCAACUCCUGAUGAGAUCACCAUAGCGAGUGUACUCUCUUCAUGUGCUUCCUUGCGACGUGUAGAUGUUGGGAUUGAGCUGCAAGAGUUGGCAAGAAAGAAUGGCCUAAUGCCAUAUACUAUCGUUGGGAAUACCCUUCUUGAUAUGUAUUCCAAGUCAAGUUGUAUUGACAAAGCUGUAGAAAUAUUCAAGUUAAUGCCCGAGAAGGAUGUGAUAUCUUGGAGUUCUAUCAUAUCGGCAUUCCGAAUAAACCACAUGAGCUUUGAAGCUUUGACAUUCUUUCGCCAAAUGCAAGUUGAUACAAAACCCAACUCCAUUACACUUAUUGCAGCUUUAUCAGCUUGCGCUGCCUUAGGAGCUCUGAUGUGUGGGAAGGAAAUCCACGCACAUGCUCUCAGAAGUGAACGGGCUUUGCAGGGCUUCUUGCCAAAUGCCAUUUUAAAUCUUUAUGUAAAGUGUGGAAAGACUGAAUAUGCUUUGACACAAUUCAAAUUACAUGAAAGGAAAGAUGUUGUCUCAUGGAAUAUAAUGUUGAGUGGAUAUAUAGGGCGAGGGCAAGGGCAUGGAGAUCUUGCAAUUGCACUCUUUUGCAAGAUGGAAGAGGACGGGAUCCAACCCGAUGAAGUCACAUUUGUGGCUCUUUUGUGUGCUUGUAGCAAAUCUGGAAUGGUGAGCCAGGGAUUGAACUAUUUUGGCAGCAUGAGUGCAAAGUAUGGCGUUACUCCUAAUCUUCGACAUUACGGUUGCAUGGUGGACUUACUUGGUCGUGCUGGGCAUUUGGAAGAAGCUCACAAAUUCAUUCAGGAUAUGCCUAUCAAGCCUGAUGCAGCUAUAUGGGGAGCAUUGCUAAAUGCUUGCAGGAUCCAUGGCAAUAUCGAGCUUGGUGAACUUUCUGCAAAGUUUAUCUUUGAGAAAGAUUGUAAGAGUGUUGGGUACUAUAUGCUCUUGUGUAACUUAUAUGCAGAUAAUGGCCUGUGGGAUAAGGUGGCAAAGCUCAGGAAGUUGAUGAAAGAGAGGGGGCUAACGGUAGAUCCUGGGUGUAGUUGGGUGGAAGCAAAGGGGACAAUUCAUGCUUUUUUAAGUGGAGAUGAGUCGCAUCCACAAAUGAAGGAGAUUAAUGCAGUUCUAACUGGGUUAUACGAUAGGAUAGAGGAAGCUAGUCUUGAUGGAUUCGAAGAUGAUAUUGAAGCUUCAAAAGCUGAUAUUUUUUGUGGGCACAGUGAGAGAUUGGCAGUUGCUUUUGGUCUAAUUAGUAGUACUCCUGGCACACCCAUUCAGGUUACAAAAAAUCUGUACAUGUGUAGAAGCUGUCAUCAAAUAGUUAAGUGGAUAUCAAAGAUUGUGCGUAGGGAUAUUACUGUGAGGGAUACUGAGCAGUUUCAUUUCUUCAAAGAUGGGAUAUGCUCUUGUGGAGAUGAGGAAUAUUGGGGAAGAAAUAGUGGCUGAGAAAGUUGACAAGAUGAUCUCUAUAGCGAUAAUAAUGUUACGCAGAUCCCUUAAGUACAGUGAAGGGAGUGUGAAAAAAAGGAUAGGCAUACAGUGCAGAUAAGGUUGACAAUCCCAUUCAUUGAUGCUGUUUUUGGCAGUUUCAGUCAAGGUGCUGCAUGUCAAAGAACUGCAAGAUGUACAAAUCAUCAAGUAAAAGGAUGAAAAUUACUGAUGUUACAUUAUUUAAGGUGUAUUUUAUUAAAUUUUACUCUUUAUUAGCUGAA
Molecule: messenger RNA, 2999 nt
Organism: Dendrobium catenatum
Lineage: Eukaryota; Viridiplantae; Streptophyta; Magnoliopsida; Asparagales; Orchidaceae
Product: pentatricopeptide repeat-containing protein At1g15510, chloroplastic
Exons: 1
Coding region: 112-2733 (873 amino acids)
Biological process (GO): RNA modification
Molecular function (GO): RNA binding; zinc ion binding; protein binding
Source: RefSeq, a predicted model, not a curated record